Messenger RNA from Cylindrotheca closterium, 534 nucleotides. The record is from the annotation of a GenBank genome assembly. NCBI's taxonomy places the organism in Eukaryota, Bacillariophyta, Bacillariophyceae, Bacillariales, Bacillariaceae.
AUGAAACCGCAUUUGAGUUUCAUAGUUGCCUUUGGCUUGGGAUUGUGCAUUGCCGCUUCGCUCUUUUCUUUGGUGAGCAUUGCUGGCGGUGGCUGGAACGACAAGGAGAAAGUUGAGGAGGAUGGUCGUAUUACUCCGUCAGGAGCGCAACGUCAACUUCUUCGAACGCUAAAGAAGAUUUCUGACCAGCAAGCUCUUCUGCAAGAACAGCUACAGCAACGGUCCCAAGAAUUUGCCGUCCAACAGCGAACACCAAUAGCAUUGCCAUUAGAUUUAGCAUCAUUGCGACAAAAUGGUGAAUUCCAACCAAUCAAGGGAGAAGGCCCCAACAAUGAUCAUUGCGUGAUACAACAUCCGUUCUUGGAAGCAGAUCAGAUUUACCAUUUGGUGAAGCUUUGGUGGUCCGCCAACUGCUCCGCAAACACUACCAAGUUCAAGAAGUGCACUUUCCGAUCGAUCGGGCGUCACUUGCUGCACCAUGCCAUCCAACAAGACAGGACGCUUGUCACACUCCAAAUUGGUGCGAUGGAUUGA